Molecule: messenger RNA, 4861 nt
Organism: Loxodonta africana (African savanna elephant)
Lineage: Eukaryota; Metazoa; Chordata; Mammalia; Proboscidea; Elephantidae
Product: zinc finger protein 14-like
Exons: 5
Coding region: 1270-4284 (1004 amino acids)
Biological process (GO): regulation of DNA-templated transcription
Cellular component (GO): nucleus
Source: RefSeq, a predicted model, not a curated record
CUCUCCGCCACAAAUCGGCUAGACUCGGUUCUUCCCGGCACUCUCCGGCUUUUCUCGGUAAUCUCCACCGGAUCUCAGGUCCCUUCGCCUCCUUCCGGCCCUCUCCGCCACUUCUCGGCUUGGCAUGGGUUGGCUUUCUCCCCGAGCCUCGUCUUUCUCCGCCAUUCCUGGCUGUGAUCGGCAAUCUCCGCCUGAUCUCGGCUCCCUUUGCCUCUCCUAACUCUCCUCAGCUCUCUCCGCCUGGCCUCGGCUCUCUCCGCCACUCUUCGGCUGGUCUCGUCAAUUUCAGCCUAGUCUCGGCUCCCUAGGCCACUUCCCGUUCUGUUCAACCCGCCUCUCUUCGACUGGCUUCGUCUUUCUCGGUUUCUAGCUGCCUCAGUUGAGCUCUCCCCGCCUCUCUCAACGACUCCUUUGCCGGCUUGCCUCCGCUUCCUUAAAAAUUACAGCCUUAGGAAACCCCACGGGGCCGUUGUACUCUGUCCUAUAGUGUCGCUGUGAAUCGGGAUUGACUACAUGGCAAUGGUUUUUCUGGCUUAAGGCUUUUUUUGUGUGUGGAGGAAAUAAAAACAAGAGGCAGACCCCAAGUCCAAGGGAAAGUGAACGUCCCAGCCACUGGGCGGAGCCCUCUGCGUCCCCACGCGGAAUCCGGCCCUUCCUGCGCCGUUUGGCGCAGAGCUCAGAAGGGGAACUGCGCGUGCGCGGCCCGUAGCCUUAUUUCGUAGAGGUCCUGCUGGUGUGUGAGGUUCCUUUUCAUCGCCGUGGGCUUCUGGCCUGGCCCGGGACCAGGUGCAGCACGCCGGACACCGAGGCUUGUUGGGGUUCUAAGGAAGUGGCUCCGCUCCCGCCCAGUCCUGGCCUUUCCGGCCUCCCUGGAUGGUCCAGAGCCGCGGGAGCCCUACUAGCCGGACUUCGCCUGGAGCCUCCUCUUUCCCGCGGCUUCAGACUCGGCCGCCGGCGCAGCGAAGCGCCUGCUCUGACAGCCCCGGCUCAGUACUCCUGCACGGCCGAGGUCGGGACGGCCAGGUCCCAGGUGUGGCUCUGGAAGAACUGGUCCAAUCUAGGCAGCUGGGGGUCUAUGUUGGACAUCUUACACAUCUGUAAACUGCAAGUAAGGAUUUCAAGUGCUGAUUGGCUUUGUAGACGAAACACUAUUCAUCUGCCUCUGGACUGCAUAGUGGCCUAGCUGUCACUCCCAUCCCUCUUGCCUUAAUUGGCUUUUUGGGCUCAAAGAGGACUUUCACUUAGACUCGCAGAGGCUGGAGCCAGGAAAUGGACUCAGUGGUGUUUGAGGAUGUGACCGUGGACUUUACCCAGGAAGAAUGGGCUUUGCUGGAUUUUUCUCAGAGGAAACUCUACAGAGAUGUGAUGGUGGAAACCUUCAGGAACCUGGCAUUGGUUGUUUCUCAACAGGUUGGUAAUGGACAAAUGAUGUCCAGUGAACAUUUAAUAAUGCAAUUCAUGAAGAAUAACUCCUGGCAUACCAUGUUAGGAGAAAUCUGUGAAUUCUGUGGCAUUGAAGAGCAGCAUAACAAUCUGGGAAGGCAUGCCAGAACGCAUACAGUUGAGAGCCUCUGUGAAGGUAAACAAGGGAAAGUAAAGAAAAGGAAAGAAUGUACUCAGUGUGGAAAACCUGUCAGCAAGAUUGACUAUCUUACCAAAAGAAGUCCUGCUAGAGAAAAUCCUUCUGAAUGCCAUGAGUAUGGAACAGCUUUCAUGAAUUACUCUUCAUUUAAACGUCAUGUCAUUUCUCACACUGGGUGCAAUAGCUAUCAAUAUAAGGAAUGUAGACUAGCUUGCAGUUGUUCUUAUCUAAGCACACAUGUAAAAACGCUUAUUGGAAAGAAAAUUGGUAAAUAUGAGGAAUGUGGCAUCACCUGUAGUUGUGCGUCAUCCCUCACUACACAUAUAAGAGCUCACAGUGGAGAGUGGCCUUAUGAAUAUAAGGAAUGUGGAAAAGCCUUUAGGCAGUCCUCACAGCUGAUCAGACAUAUAAAAACUCACAGUACAGAGCAACCUUACAGUUGUAAGGAAUGUGUGAAAUCAUCUUGUCAUUUCUCAAGCCUCAGUACCCAUAUAAAAACUCACUGUGCAGAGCGACCUUAUGAGUGUAAGGAAUGUGGGAAAGCAUUUAGCCAGUCCUCACACUUAAGUAGACAUAAAAGAAUUCACAGUGGAGAGAGGCCUUAUGAAUGUAAGCAAUGUGGAAAAGCCUUUAGCCGUUCCUCCAACUUAAGGAUUCAUGUAAGAACUCAUAGUGGAGAGAGGCCUUAUAAAUGUAAGGAAUGUGGAAAAGCCUUUUGCCAGUCCUCUAAGCUGACUAAUCAUGUAAGAACUCACAGUGGAGAGAGGCCUUACACUUGUAAGGAAUGUGGAAAAGCUUUUAGCUGUUCUUCCAGCCUGAGGAUCCAUGUAAGAACUCACAGUGGAGAGCGGCCUUAUGAAUGUAAGGAAUGUGGGAAAGCCUUUAGCCAGUCCUCACACCUCACUAACCAUGUAAGAACUCACAGAGAGAAGUCUUAUGAGUGUACAGUGUGUGGGAAAGCUUUUAGUUGUGACUCAUCCCUCACAGCACAUAUGAAAACUCACAGUGGAGAAAAGCCUUAUGAAUGUAAGGAAUGUGGAAAAGCCUUUAGCAGCUCCUCAACGCUGACUGUCCAUAUACGAACUCACAGUGGAGAGCGUCCUUAUGAAUGUAAGGAAUGUGGAAAAGCCUUUUGCAGUUCCUCAGCGCUGACUAACCAUAUAAGAACUCACAGUGAAGAGAGGCCUUAUGAAUGUAAGCAAUGUGGAAAAGGCUUUCGCCAUUCCUCUAGCCUGAGGAUUCAUAUAAGAACUCACAGUGGAGAACGGCCUUAUGAAUGUAAGGAAUGUGGGAAAGCCUUUAUCCAGUUCUCACACCUCACUAAGCAUGUAAGAACUCACAGAGGAGAGAGGCCUUAUGAAUGUAAGGAAUGUGGGAAAACUUAUACUUCUGAUUCAUCCCUUAAUGCACAUAUAAAAACUCACAGUGGAGUGAGGCGUUAUGAAUGUAAGGAAUGUGGGAAAGCCUUUAGCCAUUCCUCAAAGCUGAUUCUCCAUAUAAGAAGUCACAGUGGAGAGCGGCCAUAUGAAUGUAAGGAAUGUGGGAAAGCCUUUAGCCAGUCUUCAAAACUGACUAACCAUGUAAGAACUCACAGUGGAGAAAAGCCUUACAAAUGUAAGGAAUGUGGAAAAGCCUUUUGCCAUUCCUCCAACCUGAGGAUCCAUAUAAGAACUCACAGUGGAGAACGGCCUUAUGAAUGUAAGGAAUGCGGGAAAGCCUUUAGCCAGUCCUCACACCUCACUAACCAUGUAAGAACUCACAAAGGGGAGAGGCCUUAUGAAUGUAAAGAAUGUGGGAAAGCUUUUAGUUCUGACUCAUCCCUUAAUGCCCAUAUAAAAACUCACAGUGGAGUGAGGCCUUAUGAAUGUAAGGAAUGUGGGAAGGCGUUUAAUCGGUCCUCACACCUCACUGAACAUAAAAGAACUCACAGUGGAGAGAAGCCUUAUGAAUGUAGGGAGUGUAGAAAAGCCUUUAGCCAGACCUCACAGCUUAAGAGCCAUAUAAGAACUCACAGUGGAGAGAGGCCUUAUGAAUGUAAGGAAUGUGGGAAAGCAUUUAGCCGGUGCUCAUAUCUAACUGUACAUAUAAGAACUCACAGUGGAGAGAGGCCUUAUGAAUGUAAGGAAUGUGGGAAAGCCUUUAGUUGUGAUUCAUCACUCACUACACAUAAAAGAACUCACAGUGGAGAGAGGCCUUAUGAGUGUAAGGAAUGUGGGAAAGCCUUCAGUCAAGCCUCACAGCUCUCUAAACAUACAAGAACUCACAGUGGAGAGAGGCCUUAUGAAUGUAAGGAAUGUGGGAAAGUCUUUAGUUGUUCCUCAUACCUUACUAUGCAUAUAAGAACUCACAGUGGAGAGAGGCCAUAUGAAUGUAAGCAAUGUGGGAAAGCCUUUACUCGGUCCCUAUCUCUCACUCACCAUAUAAGAACUCACAGUGGAGAGAAACCUUAUGAAUGUAAGGAAUGUGGGAAAACCUUCAGUCAGGCCUCACAUCUCACCAAACAUAUUAGAACUCACAGUGGCGAGAGACCUUAUGAAUGUAAGGAAUGUGGGAAAGCGUUUAGCCAGGCCUCACAUCUUACUAAACAUAUUAGAACUCACAGUGGAGAGAGGCCUCAUGAAUGUAAGCAAUGUGGGAAGGCCUUCAUCCAGGCCUCACAUCUCACAAAGCAUGUAAGAACUCACAGUGGAGAGGUCCUUUAGGAAUGUAAGGGUAAUGGGAAAGCCUUCAGUGGGUUGCUGUAUCUCACCGUAUAAGAACUCAGUGAAGCAAGGCCUAUGAAUGUAAGGAAUGUGGAGAAGUGUUUGUUCCUCAGACCUCACUAGACAUAAGAACUCGCAGUGGGUAGGCUUUUUGAAUGUAAGGAAUGAAGGAACAGUUUCAGGUCUCUUUUGAGAAUGUAAGGUACACUGAAAAGAAAUAGUAUAUGUCUUAUAUAUGUGACAGGUCCUAUGAAUAUAGAAUAUAAGGGAAAUCUUCAGUAUCCAUACUUCAGGACUUCUACGAGACCUCAUACACUGGAGAGACUGCAACUCUAAGCAAAGAACUUGAGUUAUAGCCCAUGACUUGGAAUUUUCAUGGAAAUGUUGUUUUGGUUCCAUUAUACAAAAACUGUCUUUAUUACAAAAUUUCAUCAACCUUUGGUGUCUUCAAAUGUGUUUUUCUUUUAAUCAGCUAUUUAAAAAGUUUUAUUUAUAUCUUUUUAAAUUAUAAAGCCAUAUGUUCUCAUUGUAGAAAAAAUUGACUUUUAACGGAAAAUAAAAACGAAAAAUCUCAGAA